Messenger RNA from Myotis myotis, 3697 nucleotides. It is a transcript of the gene RHBDF2, whose product is annotated as rhomboid 5 homolog 2. Gene Ontology annotation, cellular component: endoplasmic reticulum membrane. The transcript has 19 exons. The record is from RefSeq and is a predicted model, not a curated record. Gene Ontology annotation, molecular function: serine-type endopeptidase activity. Lineage: Eukaryota; Metazoa; Chordata; Mammalia; Chiroptera; Vespertilionidae. Bases 325 to 2799 code for a protein of 824 amino acids. Gene Ontology annotation, biological process: regulation of protein secretion; regulation of epidermal growth factor receptor signaling pathway.
GGGAAGAGGCGGGGCGCCGGGGCCCCGCCCCCAGAAGCCGCGGCCCAGCUGCUCUGCUGUGCCGCGCGGGGCUGCGUCCGUACCAGCGGGGCCGCAGGGAGGCUUUAGGCCGAGAGCUCAGGCAGCUGCCCUGCGGGCCUGGAGCGGCUGUCUGUCUCUCCACCUCCACACGCAUGCGCCCACCUGUCCAUGCAGCUGAGGCCUGACCCCGAGCAUCCCUGCAGAGUGAGGAGGGGCUAGAACAUGCUCUGGAGGCCUCGGCGACAGACCCAGCGCACCGUGAGCUGAGCCCACACUCGGAAGCACCCCGCCCGCCUGCCCACCAUGGCCUCCGCAGACAAGAAUGGCGAGAGCGUCUCCUCUGUGUCCGGCAGCCGCCUGCAGAGCCGGAAGCCGCCCAACCUGUCCAUCACCAUCCCGCCGCCCGAGACCGCGGCCCCUGAUGAGCACGCCAGCAUGCUGCCCCAGAGGCCCAGGAACCCCGCCUUCCUGAAGAGCGUCAGCCUGCAGGAGCCCCGGGGACGAUGGCACGAGGGCUCCGAGAAGCGCCCCGGCUUCCGCCGCCAGGCCUCCCUGUCUCAGAGCAUCCGCAAGGGCACCGCGCAGUGGUUCGGGGUCAGCGGCGACUGGGAGCUGGAGCGGCAGCACUGGCAGCGCCGGAGCCUGCACCACUGCAGCGUGCGCUACGGCCGCCUCAAGGCCUCGUGCCAGCGCGACCUGGAGCUCCCCAGCCAGGACGUGCCUUCCUUCCCGGACACCGAGUCUCCGAAGCCCUGCAAGAUGCCCAAGAUUGUGGACCCGCUGGCCCGAGGCCGGGCCUUCCGCCACCCGGACGAGGUGGACCGGCCCCACGCCCCACACCCACCGCUGACCCCCGGGGUCCUGUCGCUCACCUCCUUCACCAGCGUCCGCUCUGGCCACCUCCCCCGCCGGAAGAGGAUGUCUGUGGCCCACAUGAGUUUUCAAGCUGCCUCUGCCCUCCUCAAGGGGCGCUCGGUGCUGGAUGCCGCUGCGCCGCGGUGCCGGGUGGUCAAGCGCAGCUUCGCCUACCCCAGCUUCCUGGAGGAGGAUGCAGUCGACGGGGCAGACACAUUUGACUCCUCGUUUUUUAGUAAGGAAGAAAUGAGCUCCAUGCCCGACGACGUGUUUGAGUCUCCCCCACUCUCCGCCAGCUGCUUCCGGGCGAUCCCGCGCUCGGCCUCCCCCGUCUCCCCCGACGGGGUGCAGGUCUCUCUGAGGGAGUACGGCCGCACCCCAGUGCCGGUGGCCAAGCGUGGCAAGCGCAUCGCCUCCAAGGUGAAGCACUUUGCCUUCGACCGGCAGAAGCGGCACUACGGCCUGGGCGUGGUGGGCAGCUGGCUGAACCGCCGCUACCGCCGCAGCAUCAGCAGCACGGUGCAGCGGCAGCUGGAGAGCUUCGACAGCCACCGGCCCUACUUCACGUACUGGCUGACGUUCGUCCACAUCAUCAUCACGCUGCUGGUGAUCUGCACGUACGGCAUCGCGCCCGUGGGCUUCGCCCAGCACGUCACCACCCAGCUGGUGCUCAGGAACAAAGGUGUGUAUGAGAGCGUGAAGUACCUGCAGCAGGAGAACUUCUGGAUCGGCCCCAGCUCGAUUGACUUGAUCCACCUGGGAGCCAAGUUCUCGCCCUGCAUCCGGAAGGACCAGCAGAUCGAGCAGCUGGUGUUGCGGGAGCGAGACCUGGAGCGGGACUCGGGUUGCUGCGUCCAGAAUGACCACUCGGGCUGCAUCCAGACCCAGCGGAAGGACUGCUCGGAGACUUUGGCUACUUUUGUGAAGUGGCAGGAUGACAUGGGGCCCCCGAUGGACAAGUCCGAUCUGGGCCAGAAGCGGAUGUCAGGCGCCGUGUGCCACCAGGACCCCAGGACCUGCGAGGAGCCGGCCUCCAGUGGUGCCCACAUCUGGCCUGAUGACAUUACCAAGUGGCCAAUCUGCACGGAGCAGGCCAGGAGCAACCGCACGGGCUUCCUGCACAUCGACUGCCAGAUCCGCGGCCGCCCCUGCUGCAUCGGCACCAAGGGCAGCUGUGAGAUCACCACUCGGGAGUACUGUGAGUUCAUGCACGGCUAUUUCCAUGAGGAGGCGACGCUCUGCUCGCAGGUGCACUGCUUGGACAAGGUGUGCGGGCUGCUGCCCUUUCUCAACCCCGAGGUCCCGGACCAGUUCUACAGGCUCUGGCUGUCUCUGUUCCUCCACGCCGGCCUGGUGCACUGCUUCGUGUCCGUGGUCUUCCAAAUGACCAUCCUGCGGGACCUGGAGAAGCUGGCCGGCUGGCACCGCAUCUCCAUCAUCUUCAUCCUCAGCGGCAUCACCGGCAAUCUCGCCAGCGCCAUCUUCCUCCCGUACCGGGCAGAGGUGGGCCCAGCGGGGUCGCAGUUCGGCCUCCUGGCCUGCCUCUUCGUGGAGCUGUUCCAGAGCUGGCAGCUGCUGGAGCGGCCCUGGAAGGCCUUCCUCAACCUGGCGGCCGUGGUGCUCUUCCUGUUCGUGUGCGGCCUGCUGCCCUGGAUUGACAACAUCGCCCACAUCUUCGGCUUCCUCAGCGGCCUGCUGCUGGCCUUCGCCUUCCUGCCCUACAUCACCUUCGGCACCAGCGACAAGUACCGCAAGCGCGCCCUCAUCCUGGUGUCGCUGCUGGUCUUCGCCGGCCUCUUCGCCUCGCUGGUCAUCUGGCUCUACGUCUACCCCAUCCACUGGCCCUGGAUCGAGCACCUCACCUGCUUCCCCUUCACCAGCCGCUUCUGUGAGAAGUACGAGCUGGACCAGGUGCUGCACUGACCCCCCGCCGGGCCGGCCGGGCGAGGCUGCCGCCUGCAGCACCACCGACGACACAGGGCCUGAGCCUGAGGCACAAGGGCCGAGCCUGGGACAUGGGGGCCGAGCCUGGGACAUGGGGCCCGAGCCUGGGACAGGGGGGCCAAGCCUGGGGCGGGCUGCCUGCCUGCAGAGCGCCCCACCCACACUCCAGAGACCCACCGACAGGGCGCCCAGGCCCUGGUGCCGGUUCAGAGAUGGUCACACAGGCGGGUUCCCCAGGGGAUGAGGUGCCCCUUGGGCGUUCCUGGUCUGGCUGGGGCGCACCCUUGAGCACCUCCUUCUCCGCAGCUCAGGGCCCAGGCCCCGACUUACCCUGCUGUCAGGACCCCCAUCUCCCACCGCAGCCUCUGCUGAGUGCUGGGGCCUCUUCCACCGUGACUGUGCGCGUGCCCUUACCGGGGACGUGGCCAGGCGGCCCACCGGGUUCCCACCCCUGCCUCACCACGACCCCCUCCCUGUUCCUCCUCCCCUCUCUGCCCUACCAGCCCCUUCCUCAGUGGCUGCUGGGUCUGCCAUCAGGUGACCGGGUGUGGGAGAGGCUUUGGCCGUGGCCUAGGGCAGAGCAGCCGCAUGGAGACAGGGAGCGGGAGCCUUGGCGCUUUGCAGCGACCAGAGCCUGUGCCGCCCGCCCCUCACCCCGCCCGUCGUGUCUGCCUCAGGGGCUGCCUCUGACAACAGCGGCCCCCCACCAUCUGCCGGGGCGGGGGCUGGGCCACCCCGAGGACCCGCUCCCAAGGUUGCCUGGGGCUCAGUCAGGGCGUCUGUUACCCGUUUAUAGUUUGGUCCUAAUUUUUAAAGUAACGCUAACUUUGUAUGGAUGAUGUCUGGGUGUAUUAAAUGAUACUUUUCAGGGAACGUC